Molecule: messenger RNA, 6196 nt
Organism: Thunnus maccoyii (southern bluefin tuna)
Lineage: Eukaryota; Metazoa; Chordata; Actinopteri; Scombriformes; Scombridae
Product: homeobox protein Meis1
Exons: 21
Coding region: 2886-4151 (421 amino acids)
Biological process (GO): positive regulation of transcription by RNA polymerase II; animal organ morphogenesis; angiogenesis
Molecular function (GO): DNA-binding transcription activator activity, RNA polymerase II-specific; RNA polymerase II cis-regulatory region sequence-specific DNA binding
Source: RefSeq, a predicted model, not a curated record
UGUAGUGCAGCAUGGAUAUGCACAUGCAUAUGCACAUUCAUGUGGGUGAAGCAAUAUGGUCCUGCCAAUGGUUUCUCGAUUAAUCGAUUAGUUGAUUGAAAGAAAAUUAAUUGGCAACUAUUUUGAUAAUCGAUUACUUAUUUAAGUCAUUUUUCAAGCAUAAAUGGGAACCAUGCUCUGGCUUUGUCAUGUAUGACAGUCAAUGUUUUGGACUGUUACAACAAACAUAUUGAAGAUAUCACAGUGGCUGUAAUACGGCAAAAAAUAAAAACAAUAAAAUUAAUGAAUGCAGCAGUGCACCAGCAAAGGCAGGAAAAGCUUUUCUACUGAUAGAUGCAGACAGAAACUACAUCAGAAUACUUCAGGGGUGUUGGUUAUCAUUUAUUGUCCAACACGGACUCAAGAAAACAGUAACCUGCCACUUUCCACUCCUCUUUCUGUACUCUCUCUUUCCUGGCCCCACUCCUCCUCAGGCUGACUCAUAUUACAUAAGACCUGUCUUCUUGAGGCUGUCAACCAAUAAACACAUAAAUGAUAACCUGUGAUCAUGAUGUUUGUCACUAGUGACAUUAUUUGUGUUCACAGCAGUUAAUAUGUUUAAAAGUUCAUACUAAGUUCAGAGACUAGUUCUUACUUCCUUGCACCCGUAUUUUCCCUUCUUCCAGUGGUGAGACUGGCUUUCUUGGAGUAGUGGAAUCACCCAAGGUACAUUAGCUUUUGAGCGAUUGCCAGAGCAGCAGCUGUAUGUGACCAUCCGGUUGCUUCCGUCUGCCAUUGACACGCCAGGUCACAUGUUCAAACAAGAUGGAUGCCCAAGAUGCAGUAAAUUUUGUGGAUUAUUACAUUAUUACUUCUGAGCACAUAUUUCUGCAACACAAAAGCUGAACAUACACUUCACUCAGUUUGCCCUCCUAUUCCUCCAUCUUCCCUGCAUCCAUCCACUCCUCCAUCCUUGCACCCCUAAAGCAUCUCCAUCCCUCACAACCUGACAAUGUCAAGCCUCGUUGCCCUCCAUGGGUGUGACAAAGCGCGCCAGGUCCACCACCUGCCCUGGCCUGCGCCGCCUCUCUGCCAGCCAAGGAAACUCAUGCCUGGGCACUCUGGGCAGCAACCCAGCCUUUCACAUCCAGGUCCAGGGCCAAGAGACAGGGGCCAACAGCUGGCGGUGUGCAGAAGGAGCCUGGAGGCUUCCACAGCAGAUGAAUCACCACGGAUUAAUAUUUAACUCCAGACUCCUGCUUCCCUCUAGCAUCUCUCCUUCCUCCCCCUCUGUUCAUACCACCUUCCUUCUCUCUCCAUCCAUCACUCCAUCCGCCAGUCCUGCAGUUGUCACGACAACCUGCGCGCCUGGCUCAUGGCUGCCCUCCAAGCCCAGACAAAGCUGUCGUCGAAUGAACCAGGCGUGUGUCCACCGGACCUGAGGGGUGCCGCCACCGCUAACAAAACACACAAAGACCCUCGUCCCUGGCACUGGCCGUCACCCCGUCUACCCGCUAUCCUGCCCCUCCCACACACCGCUGCCUGCUGCUUUGUGCCUGAUCCAAGAAGAGGAAGUUCCUCUCAUCUCCUUUUCAAGAGCUGCUGCUUCUUUUCCCCCCUCACGCUGCUGCUUUCUUUGAUGUAAAGAUGGUUUGUCAGGCCUUAUGGACAAAUAAAUGGACAACUGACCGGCCCUGGCUGGACUCUAGCAGCUUGUGUAAUGCACCAAGGAGCAUAAGAGAAUCCCGCCGCACCGCCACCCCUCCACCCACAUCGGCCCACUUCUGGGCAACAUGCCACAGUCCUGGCCUCCUCCAUCACAUCUGCUGAUGAUAAGUUUAAUUUCAUUCAAUUGCCGGUCAUUAAUGAAUAAUGAUCCGCAGCCCGUUUAUUUGCAGUGCCAAGGCAAAAAUUUGACGUCUACAGUAAUUGUUUACCUCCUGUAAAUCAAUGUGAUGUUGCUUUCCUGUCGACACACACACACACACACACCUCCUCCGCCCUGUCCCCGACUGAUGAUGUCAGAGGUGGUUUGUGGGUUUUCGGGUUGGAGGCAGCGUAUGGCUAAGUGACUGCGAGAGCCCCCAGUAAUCCCUCUGUUCAGGAUGGGGCCGGCUGGGGCCCAAUGAAAGAUGUAAUAGGAUCCCUCUGUAUGCCUGCUUCCCCCGCAUGGUUAGAGAUUAACACUAGUGUCAUAUUCGGCUCUGUCUACCAGAGCUGGACCUCUCUGUCACACUUCCUAACAAGUCUGAACGUUUCACACGCUCAAGACCAAAUAUCUACAUAGAUUACUGCCAUGUUUACUCAUGAUUCAUGAUAGCGAUGAUAAAAUUUAGAGGGACAAGUCUUUUUUUUUCACACAGGAACAUGUUUUAUGUAGUUGUCAUACUUUGAAUAUAUAUUUCGAUGAAUUAUCUAUAAUUAAAGAUGUACUGAAAUGUGCAGGGUUGGGGCUUUAAGUGUAUUUAAAGUAUUGAUUGAUACAGGCGAGCAGCCAAAAACAGUCCUAACCAAAGGCUUCCCUCCUGUGUCUUACUUAUUUUUCCAGGUCUGUCUUCUCUGCCAGAGAGCAAAGGGCCUACAGCAUAAUUUCCUUCUGGCUGAUGAUGUCUGUGGAAAAACAGAACAACAGGAGAAGAGAAGGCGCUGGUUGAAGGCAGCUGAUGCUGUGUCAAACCCCUGAGAGAAAUGGUGACUUUCCCCCCCCAACGUCACGUCACAAGGCUGAACACACAGGAUGGAUUAGCGUAACGUUCAAAGUGUCAGUCAAUCAGGGCUGGGAGGUACAGAUCAGCCACAAGCCAAACGCUACUGGUGGUAAAGGUUUAUAUAUUCUACCAGCUGCUUGGGCAAGGAAGCAGCCAUCAUCUGGGGGAACAGUUUCACCCUGAAAAUGAAAAGAGUCCAUGUGGCACACUUCAGCCGUAAAGCCUGAGAAAUAUAUGUCUUUGACCAUCACAUGGAGCUCAACAAAAAAGCUCAAAGAUCUCCUCUCUCCUGCCUCUCCUGCAGUACAUUACGAAGACUUGCCCCACUACGGGAUGGACGGGGUGGGUAUCCCGACCACCAUGUACGGAGACCCGCACGGCGCCCGGUCCAUGCAGGCGGUGCACCUCAACCACGGGCCCCAGCUGCACUCCCACCAGUACCCGCACACCGCCCACACCAACACCAUGCCUCCCAGUAUGGGCUCCUCCGUUAACGACGCUCUCAAGAGAGAUAAAGACGCUAUAUACGGGCACCCCCUGUUCCCCUUGCUUGCACUGAUUUUUGAGAAAUGUGAAUUAGCGACUUGCACCCCCAGAGAGCCCGGGGUGGCGGGAGGAGACGUCUGUUCAUCGGAAUCUUUCAAUGAAGACAUAGCAGUGUUUGCAAAACAGAUUCGGGCAGAAAAACCUUUAUUUUCAUCGAAUCCAGAAUUGGAUAAUCUGAUGAUUCAAGCCAUUCAAGUUUUACGAUUUCAUCUUCUGGAGCUGGAGAAGGUACACGAGCUGUGUGAUAAUUUCUGUCACCGGUACAUCAGCUGCUUGAAAGGCAAGAUGCCCAUCGACUUGGUCAUAGACGACAGAGAGGGCGGGUCCAAAUCAGACAGCGAGGAAAUCACAAGAUCUUCUGUGGCCCUUGAUCAGACGUCCUGGAACAGAGAUCAUGAUGACACGGCGUCCACACGCUCUGGAGGCACACCGGGACCGUCCAGCGGCGGACACACAUCACACAGCGGCGACAACAGCAGUGAACAGGGUGAUGGCCUGGACAACAGCGUGGCUUCACCGAGCACAGGGGAUGACGAUGACCCAGAUAAAGAAAAGAAACGCAACAAGAAGAGAGGGAUCUUCCCUAAGGUGGCCACCAACAUCAUGAGAGCAUGGCUCUUCCAGCACCUAACACAUCCCUACCCUUCAGAAGAACAGAAGAAACAGCUGGCGCAAGACACAGGCCUCACCAUCCUACAAGUGAACAACUGGUUCAUUAACGCGAGGAGGAGAAUAGUCCAGCCCAUGAUCGACCAGUCAAACCGUGCAGUAAGUCAAGGAGCUCCCUACAAUCCAGAUGGCCAGCCGAUGGGGGGCUUCGUCAUGGACGGCCAGCAGCACAUGGGAAUCAGACCACCUGGACCAAUGGGUGGAAUGGGCAUGAACAUGGGCAUGGAAGGUCAGUGGCACUACAUGUAGCCCCGCCCCGGUACAACCAAUCGCAACACAAAGGGGGAUAACUGCAGGGCAUACCAGGGGAUCACCUGUCACACAGAGGCCUACGGAUCACGGGAACAGGAUUCCCUGACUUCCUGACGACAAUAACAACAACCUCUCUGUCCACAUCAAAGACCCAACAACAUUUUAAACGGCUGAUAAUCCUCGUCUAUGUAUCCAGCGACGGUGAAGCACAGAAGAUCAAACCUCACUCAACCCAGAUGACCCCCUGUCCUGACAGACCCCUGCUUCUUCUCUGGUGGGCACCUGACUUCGUCCCCUCGCCGCUGCCCACCAGGUUCACAUGGAUUCCUCCAUUAAUACUGAUUGCGAUUGCGAGCAUUAAUGACAUGCGAGAGACACACUGGGUCCUUUGCCUGUACCUUUGGCGAAUGCGGCACCUGGUGAUAUAUUCUAGACUCUUUGGCAAACAAAAGAGACUUCCUGUGAAGAGCACUCCACUCUUUGGGACGAUGGAAUUGGACCAAGGAGAAGCCAAUGUCUGUAUCUGACAGGACACUAACAAAACAAAAGAGGUGCCCUAUAAAAAAUAUAGUGGAUUGAAACAUGGAAGGCGGGAAAGCAAGAGAAAAGAAAUUAAAAGUAUAACUAUAUCAAACCCUAGUUUGGGAAACGAGUGGAGAAAGAAAAUAUACUGUAUACUGUUGUAAAACUACGCUGGACUCUCACAAGAACUGGGAAUUUAAGUAUUGUAAAUGCUAUUGUAUUGUUCUGCAUAUUAUGUUGUUUCUAAUAGAUUUUUUAAAAAAAGGAUGUGAACUUUUUUCUCUUUUUUUCUGGUUUCUUUCCACACUAUGUGUGUGCCGUCUCUCCAUAAAAUUUGACCUCCUGCCCCCCCCCCUCCCUCCCAUUGAAUCACGAUGCAUUUUUAAAAGAAAAAAAAAGUGAAUAAACGGACAAUUCGAUCAGUCUGUCAUUUCUCGCAAGCCUUUAUUUGGAUGGUAAGAGAGAGAGUGUGAUGGUGAUUCAGAUGUCCUGUUUUUUUUUUUACAUACACACAGCCUACAUCCACGCACAUGCAGGGUGCAGCUAACUUGUAUUACUGUUGCUGUGUCUAAACCUUGUAACUCCAAUUUUGGUGCUUUUUUUUUUUUUUUUUUUUAAAUGAUUUCAUAUCAGUUGAUUAUAUGUUCCUCUACUGGUAGAAAGUUUUUAUUGGUAUAGAAAAUGAUCUGACCUUUUAGAGUCAUGAAACUCUUAUAACUCAUUGGAUUAACUCCAAACACAUGACAAGCUAAACAGUUUUUGAGAAGCUAACAUUUUGGAUAUACAAGGUUUUUUAAUCCUAUCGCCAUUGUUCAGUUUUUCAUUUUAUCCAUUUUAUACUCUGUUCACAUGAAGGCAAACACACAAUGGAAAACAUGGAUAAAAUCACGACAGGCUAACAAACAUGAUGUGGGGUUUCAGUAAAUGCUCACAAACAAUCUAAAAAAAAACACAUCGGAUGGGAAACUACAAGUGUCUGCCCCGCAAACAUGCUUCCUGUUUUUUUCCUCCGUGUGUGUCUAUGGCUGAGGACUGCUGAAAGUCUCUUUCAGUGUCCUAUUGAUAUGUUUUAUGUCACAAGGCUGAGCACUCGCAUGGCCAAUGGAUUGUCUUCCCCUCAGUGUUUGAUGCGGCCUGAUAACGGAGAGGCAGAGGUUAUGGGAAAACACCAUUUAUACCACAGUCCAUUCAUUUUGAUUUAACCAGAUGAUGUAAUGCUGAUCAACAGACAGGAGAGAAUGUAAAAGUCACUCUGUACAUGUGUGUGUUUGAGUGUGUGUGUGUGUGUGUGUGUGUGUGUGAUGCAGUAUGCAUGUGAGGGGGAACUUGUGAGUGUGUGUGUGUGUGUGUGUGCAUAUGUGCUUGUGUGGGUUAUCAAUGCAUCCAUUAUCCAUUGCUUCAAACAUGUAUUACGCACAUCUUUAAGAUUCCUUUGAAGACAAGUCAUGUUUCUUAUGCUUUUGAAGGGUAUAUAUGUACAUCUGUGUUGUAAAUAAAUACUUUUUGUUCAAAUAACAGAA